UUUCCACUGGCGGGAGAAAAAGAAAACUUGCCUCCAAGUGGUGAUUGUGAUGAAAAUUGGCUUUCUACUAUCUGGGGAAACAGAAACGCAGGCUGGCUCUCUGGCAAUAGCAACCAUACAUGCUCCUUUCCAUCGUAAGCAGCACAAAGCAAAUCCUCCCUCGCGGAAUAAUAACAAACAAAUACUUCCCCCUCUCCACGACCGCUCUACAACCAAGCUCCCACAACCACCAACCCAAGCCCCAGUCUCUCCACUCCUCCAACAAAGAAAUAUCUACCUACAUCCGUAAUGGAGAUUUGGUCUCCGCCCUCAGAGUCUUCAACUCCAUGCCUCUUAAAACCACAAUCUCUUGGAACUCUCUCCUCGCUGGAUACUGCAGGAAGCCCGGAAAACUGAAACAAGCCCUCCAACUGUUCGCUCAAAUUCCCCAACCGGAUGUCGUCUCCUACAACACCCUCCUCUCUUGCCACCUCCUCAAUGCUGACCUUCGCGGCGCCCGCUUCCUCUUUCAAACCAUGCCUUUCAAGGACCUCGUCUCCUGGAAUACCAUGGUCUCUGGGCUAUCCCGGCAUGGCGCGAUGGACGAGGCUCAAGACCUUUUCUUGGCAAUGCAUCAGAAGAAUUCUGUUUCUUGGAAUGCGAUUGUCUCUGGAUAUGUGCAAGCCAGCGAUAUGUGCUCCGCGGAGGAAUUCUUCAAGCGAGCACCGGAUAGAUAUGAUGUUGUGCUGUGGACAGCGAUGAUAUCUGGGUACAUGAGUUGUGGUAAGAUUGACAAGGCUCUGGAGCUGUUUGACAGAAUGCCUGUAAGGAAUUUGGUGUCUUGGAAUGCUAUGGUUGCGGGGUAUGUUAAGAAUGGUCGGUCAGAGGAUGGGUUAAAGCUUUUCAAGACAAUGGUGGGGAGCAUUGAGGUGAGGCCAAAUUCAUCGACCCUGAGCAGUGCUCUGCUCGCCUGCAGCAAUCUUUCAGCUCUGGAAUUGGGAAAGUUGAUCCACCAGUUGGUUUUAAAGUUGCCGCUUGGUUUUGAUACAACAGUCGGUACUUCACUAGUGAGCAUGUAUUGUAAAUGCGGGGAUUUAGAUCAUGCGUGCAAGAUCUUUUAUGAAAUGCGUAGAAAGGAUAUUGUCACAUGGAAUGCAAUGGUCUCUGGGUUUGCACAACAUGGACAUGGGGUGAAGGCAAUAGCAUUGUUUGAUGAGAUGAGGAGUGAGGGAGUGGAGCCCAAUUGGAUCACGUUUGUCGCGGUCUUAUCUGCUUGCAACCAUACGGGAUUGCUGGAUCUUGGAAUCCAGUACUUUGAAUCGAUGGAGAAGGAUUAUGGUAUCAUGCCUCAAUUAGACCAUUACUCUUGCAUGGUUGAUCUUUUCUGCCGAGCUGGUUUGCUGGCGAGAGCAAUACACUUGAUCCACUCAAUGCCCAUUAAGCCACAUCCAUCCAUGUUUGGGACCUUGUUGGGGGCUUGUAGGGUCCACAAGAACUUGGAAUUUGCUGAGCUUGCUGCUCAAAAAUUAGUUGAACUAGAGCCAUGGGGUGCAGGGUCAUAUGUCCAAUUGGCUAACAUUUAUGCAUCCAUGAAUAGAUGGGGUGAUGUCUCUAGGGUGAGGAGGUUGAUGAAGGAGAAUGAGGUGAUAAAAACACCAGGGUAUAGUUGGAUCGAGGUGAGGGGUGUCGUUCAUAAGUUCAGGUCAGGAGACAGAGUUCACUCGCAAUUGAACUUGAUCCAUGAAAAAUUAUCUGAGUUGGAGAAGAAGAUGAAGAAAGUGGGCUAUGUGCCAGAUCUUCAGUUUGCAUUGCACGACGUUGGUGAGGAGCAGAAGGAGAUGAUGCUGAUGCGGCAUAGUGAGAAGCUUGCUAUUGCUUUUGGGCUGAUUAGCACAUUUUCUGGGACUACACUGAGGGUAUUCAAAAACCUCAGGGUAUGUGGAGAUUGUCACAAUGCUGCCAAGUUUAUUUCUAUGAUUGAAGGACGGGAUAUUAUCCUGAGGGAUACUACUAGGUUUCAUCAUUUCAGCAAUGGCAGUUGCUCUUGUGGGGAUUACUGGUGAAGAAGCUUCCAACUUAUGACACAAGAGGCAAUCACCAAGAAAGCAUGGUUGCUGCAUAGGGACCAAAACAUUAAAGCUCUGCAAAUUGAAAAUGCAUAGUCAACUAGCAAUAUAGAGUGAAUACAAAAUAGUGGCUUAUGAAUCUGAAUUGAAUAUUUGAAGAUCAGUAGGCCAGAAAUUUCAUGGAAUUCUUAAAGUUAUUUAAAAGAUGUUCUGAUGGCUCUAUGCUUUUUUUUUUUUGCACCUGAAGUAUGGUUCUUGGUCGACAAGUCCUUGAUUUUGCAAUAGAAACUUUGGCAGAUUUGAGUAAUCUACCAGAAAGCUGUUGCCAGAAUGAGCUUCAGAAACUUGGAACUUAGAAAUCUGAGCAAGACGAGCAUGCAAGGCAGGCAGAGUAAUUAUUCUACUGAAUUUGGAAGAGGAUCAUGCAGGUACAAAACAUUGAUGUGAUGGAAGUCUUUUUCAGGCCUUAGAUUUCAUUCUACAGCAGGUAUUGCCUGUUUACUUGAGCUGAAACAUUGCCUUACCAAAAUCAAGUUUAUGCUUCCUGAUAUUUGAAGUACAGUCCAUUUGGAAAAUAAUGGUGCUGACAGAAAUGCUUUCAACUAUUUUUUUUUUUUCCUCUGGAUUUGGAAGCCUUGCAAACUUCCAAGAGCGAUCCAGAAGAACUUACGCAAAAGCCAAUCAAUCAGCAAUUGUUCAGUAGUAAUAGUUUCUACUUACUGCUACCUAUAGGAUGGUUGUAAUUGCAUCAAAGUUGAUGCAUACUGGAAGUUGUAUUUCGAAACGUUCAUUUGCAGCAAAAGAGGAUUACAAUUUCUUCAUGAUCUUUUGCGGUAAAGAAAUUUAUGGGCAUCACAAUGCAAUUUGAGCGGAAUUUUUUGCCUGCAGGCACCUGCCCAACCAUCAGUCCAUGUAGCUUCUCCUUCUUGUGUAUUUGUAAUCUCAGUUGGGAUGGAGAUAUAUACAGCUAUCCAUUUGUGACUUCA
Messenger RNA from Elaeis guineensis (African oil palm), 3031 nucleotides. RefSeq names its product pentatricopeptide repeat-containing protein At4g16835, mitochondrial. Gene Ontology annotation, biological process: RNA modification. The record is from RefSeq and is a predicted model, not a curated record. Gene Ontology annotation, molecular function: protein binding; zinc ion binding; RNA binding. NCBI's taxonomy places the organism in Eukaryota, Viridiplantae, Streptophyta, Magnoliopsida, Arecales, Arecaceae.